Dromiciops gliroides (monito del monte) is the source of this 1266-nucleotide messenger RNA. RefSeq names its product spermatogenesis and centriole associated 1 (gene SPATC1). The coding region runs from base 1 to 1266 and encodes 421 amino acids. Lineage: Eukaryota; Metazoa; Chordata; Mammalia; Microbiotheria; Microbiotheriidae. The transcript has 4 exons. The record is from RefSeq and is a predicted model, not a curated record.
AUGGCGGUGCCUCCAAUCACUUCCUGGUCGAGCACAUUAACGGGUUCUAGCAGUGGCCCUUCCGGCAGUUUGUUGCCUGCCCCUGUGGUCAACAACAUGCUACUCAUUGAUCCCGCUGCACGUCAAAGCUCCUCCAGCAUUGCAGGCUCAGCCAACGUUCCUGCUCCCUCUGCCUCGGUCCCCAAAGUCAUAAUUUCCACUGAUGGUAACAAGAUAACAAUGGGCUGGGAACCAUCAUCAGAUGCGGAGCCUUUCAACAUGGCCUUUGUGGGCCAGCCAGUCCACACUUCCACCCCCGCUGGUACCGUAACUAUUGGGACACCCAUCGCAACCUUCUUUGGACCCCCAGAAGCCCUGGCACAGUCCAAAACCGCUAUUCCCACCAUUUCUUCAGUUUUGACUAGUGUCCCCAUAGCUGGUACUAUUCCUACAUCUGCCCUUCCAGUUGCUGUUGCUACCUCUGGUCCCCAACCUAGAGUAGCUGCCACCCCUUCUCACCAAGAUGCUCUCACACCUUCCCCCUCAACUCUGAAUGCCCCUAUUCGCCAGGACAGCCCCAGUACCUCCACGCGUGGUAAUGUCCAGCCUUCCCCCACAAGUACUUCUCUCGCUACACACCCUCCCCUUUCUCUUCCGCAACCCCCACCUUCUCCACCACCACGUUCUUCCGCCUCCUCUUCUUCUGCCAAUAAUGUCCGAGGGUCCCGUUCCUCUGAAGCUCCAAACAAGAGCUUCCUGGAGAUGGAGAGGAAGAUGGCCCACCGAAAGAUCAGUAAACUCAACGAAAUUCCCAGAGACCCAAAGCAGCUGACAUGGGAGCGUCUGGUUGGGGAGAUAGCCUUCCAACUUGACCGUAGAAUACUCUCCAAUAUCUUUCCUGAGAGAGUACGCCUCUACGGCUUCACAGUCUCCAACAUCCCUGAGAAAAUUAUUCAGGCCUCCCUGAAUACUUCAAACCACAAGUUGGAUGAAGAACUAUGCCAGACACUCACUCAACGUUAUGUGAGUGUCAUGAAUCGGUUGCAGAGCCUGGGCUACAAUGGGCGGGUCCACCCAGGGCUGACAGAGCAAUUGGUCAAUGCCUAUGGUAUCCUGAGGGAACGGCCUGAGCUGGCAGCCUCUGAAGGUGGUUCUUACACCAUGGACUUCCUCCAGCGGGUGAUCGCGGAAACAGUGCCCCCCAGCAUACUCACUGAUGCCUUGCUUCUUCUCUCCUGCCUCCACCAACUCUCCCAAGAUGAUGGCAAACCUAUGUUCAUCUGGUGA